Messenger RNA from Periophthalmus magnuspinnatus, 1773 nucleotides. RefSeq names its product tripartite motif-containing protein 16-like. Gene Ontology annotation, molecular function: protein binding; zinc ion binding. Bases 20 to 1675 code for a protein of 551 amino acids. The record is from RefSeq and is a predicted model, not a curated record. NCBI's taxonomy places the organism in Eukaryota, Metazoa, Chordata, Actinopteri, Gobiiformes, Gobiidae. The transcript has a single exon.
AAGGACGACUCACACAGACAUGGCUCAGCGGUUUCCGCAGGGCUCUCUGUCCUGUCCCAUCUGUUUGGAGCUACUGAAGGAUCCAGUGACGACUCCCUGUGGACACAGCUACUGCAUGAAGUGUCUUAAACACUACUGGGACCAACAGAAGCACAGCUACAGCUGUCCUCAGUGCAGAGAGAGCUUCAGCCCCAGGCCUGUCCUGCGCAACAAUAUAGUGUUAACUGAUUUAGUAGAACAGCGGAAGAAGACUAGCAGAUUAGCAGGUUUAGUACAGCAGAUGAAGAAGACAGCGUCCUCUGCUGCCUUCUGCUAUGCCGGACCUGAGGAUGUGUCCUGUGAUGUGUGCACUGGGAAGAGGCUGAGAGCUGUCAAGUCCUGUCUGCAGUGUGUGGCCUCUUACUGUGAAUGCCACCUACAGCCUCAUUAUGAAGCUGCAGCAUUUAAGAAACACCAGCUGGUGGCGCCGUCUGACAAGCUCCAGGAAAAGUUCUGCUCUCAACACGACAAAGUGAUGGAACUAUUCUGCCGCAGUGACCAGCAGCUGCUCUGCUCCCUGUGUGUGGACCAACAUAAGGGUCAUGACAUAGUGUCCACUGCCUCAGAGAGGGCUCAGAGGCAGGCAGAGCUGCCGGCCAGGAGGGCCCUACUGCUCCAGAGCCUCCAGCACAAAGAGACAGACCUGAAGAGGCUCCAACAGGAGGCCCAGGACAUCAGUCGCUCUGCCCAGACAGCAGUGCAACGCAGCAACGACAGCUUCAGAGACAUGGCCCUUCUCCUGGAGAAAAGACGCUCUGAAGUGGAGCAGCAGAUUCGCUCCCAGGAGCAGACCCAACUGAGCCGAGUCCAAGAGCUCCAGGACCAACUGCAGCAGGACGUGAGGGGGCUGAAGAGGAGCCUCUCUGAGCUGGACACACUGGACCUCAUCCAGGAUCAUAACCAGUUUAUACAGCGCUACGCUUCACUGUCCAAACACAUACAGAGCACAGAGCCAGCCACCAUUCACACAGGGGACCGGGGAUACUUUGAGGAAGUGACCAGAGCUGUGUCCAAGCUCAGGGACACACUCCAACUCACUCUGAGUCCAGUCCAGCCUUCACUGCCAACAACUGAACCCAGCUUCAGAGAGGACUUUUUACAAUAUUCUACAGAAAUCACUCUGAACCCAAACACAGUUAACGCAUGGUUGUCCCUGUCUGAUGGAAACAGAAGAGCAACAUUUAUGAGUGAAGACCAGAGUUAUCCAGAUCAUCCAGACAGAUUCAGUCACAGGUGUAAGGUCCUGAGCAGAGAGAGUCUGACGGGCCGCUGUUACUGGGAGGUGGAGUGGAGCGGGGGGGGUGUUUAUAUAGCAGUUUCAUACAGAGAGAUUCAGAGGAAAGGACGCUCGGAUGAAUGGUUUUUUGGAUACAAUGAUAUAUCCUGGGCCUUAGAGUGUAACAAAACAAGUUGUUUCUUUUGGUUGAACAAAGUCAAGUCCAAGGUCUCAGGUCCUAUCCGGCCCAAAAUCGGGGUUUACCUGGACCACAGUGCAGGGGUUUUGGCGUUUUACAGCGUCUCUGAAAGUACCAUGAGCCUCCUCCACAGAGUCCAGACCAGGUUCACUCAGCCUCUCUACGCUGGGCUCGGGUUUGGUGCUGCUGGAGACACUGCACAUUUCCCUAAACUCAAAUAGCAGCUUUGUUCUCCACAGCUGGGAUCAUAUCUGUGCCUUUUCUUUAAACAAACUAGUUACAUCUUUAAAAGACUCUUUAUUUGGACUGUCCAAAAAAG